Parnassius apollo (apollo) is the source of this 3219-nucleotide messenger RNA. The record is from the annotation of a GenBank genome assembly. NCBI's taxonomy places the organism in Eukaryota, Metazoa, Arthropoda, Insecta, Lepidoptera, Papilionidae.
AUGGCAGUUAGUGGAAGUGAAAUCAAAAUUAAAACGCUUUAUGCCAAGAGGGACAUACUCUUUUCGCGUGUGCAGAAUAUAAGUGAUUAUAUAAAGAACAUUCAUAUAGAGGCAGUACGGGAGGCCUUUUUAAAUGAAAUCGAAACGAUAGAUAAUUUGCGGACAGAUUACGAAAGAAUAUUAGAUCAAAUUAAUCAUUCGGAACUACAAACCGACCCGAAAUACAUAGUGAACUACCAACCGCUGCUGGCAUUCGAAGAUAUGUUGUGUCGCGUGAAGAGAACCGCAAAAUUGCUACAAUCUCAAGGUGAAGCGAAGCCUGAAAUGCAGGUACGCCCUCGUGACUCAAUUAGGUUACCGCCAAUAGAUAUUCCGGUAUUCAAUGGUGAUAUUAAGACGUGGCCCUUCUUCUUCAGCAGUUUUCAAAACAAUAUACACAACAACCCAUCGUUAUCGGACGCUGAAAAAUUAUAUUACUUAAUUAGUAAACUUAGUGGCAGAGCACAGUCGAUCUGCUCGGGUUUUACACCUACAGCAAACAAUUACGUAUUAAUAUUUGAAACGCUUAAAACUAAAUAUGAAGAUAGGAGAAUGUUAGCUUCCGAAUAUUUGAACCAGAUAUUCGAUCUUAAACCUAUAUCAUCCGCGAACAUCAACGGCUUAGAGCAGUUUCUCGAUAAAUUUGUGGCAUCGGUGGCUGCACUUAAGAAUUUGAAGUUUAAUGACCUCAUGGACGUGGUGUUUCUCCAUAUAGCAUUAAAGAAAUUAGACUCCGACACCGUGCGUGCGUUUGAAAUGGAGCAUCGUAGCUCGGAGAUGCCUUCCUUUCAUUCAUUAGCAUCGUUCGUGCGAGAUCAAAUAAAGGUGAUGCAGCGCUCACCGAACGUUAAACAGGAGAUUAAAAGGUGCGUCGACCGUAGACAGACUCAACCAUCUAAAACAGCAGGGUCGUUAACUUACGUAACCGCUACGCCGACAUCACUCCAGCAUACUUGUAUAGUAUGUAAAGAUAAACACGGUAAUUUAUAUAACUGUGCGACUUUUCGUAAAUAUUCACCAAGCGAACUUUAUAAGUUAGUAAAAACAAACAACCUAUGUUUGAACUGCUUAAGCGAUAAGCAUUUAGUUGCAAAAUGCAAUUCGAGUUCCGUAUGUAGCAAGUGCGCCAGGAAACAUCACACGCUAUUACAUUUUGAAAAUAGCAACAUAGCGGCGUCAAGUAAGGCGAAUAAGGAAUUCACCCCUACUAAGGUCAACGAUUCUAGCGGUCGACCUGGUGAUGUCGCUCUGUGCUCAUUGGCAAAUAUGGGAGCACAACCUCCUUCAACCGUGUUACUGGGUACGGCGCGUAUUUUGGUUAGGGAUUCGCGUGGAAACAAACAAAGCGUCCGUGCACUGCUGGACAGCGGAGCCCAAAAUAGCUUUAUAACACGACAAUGUUGUCAGCGCUUAGGCUUAGUAAUAAAUAGGUCACUUUCAUGUCCUGUAGUUAAAGGCAUCGGAGGUACUAGUAAAGCGACACAGGGAUAUAUAAAUUUAAAAUUUUAUUCUCGGAUAGAUCGUAACGUUAACUUUGAUAUAAAUGCACUAGUAGUAGAUAGGGUCACUGAACGGUUGCCAACCGUUUCGGUUGACACCUCGGCAAUGAUUGAAUUUAAAAAUUUGACUCUAGCAGACGACACUUACGCCGUUCCUGGAAACAUAGACAUGCUCAUUGGGGCAUCGCUUUUCCCUCAUCUUUUGUUAAACAAUAAGGUCAGGGGCAACUCCUCGCAUACCGCGCCUUACGCACUGGAAACCGUAUUGGGCUAUGUGAUCCUUGGCUCCGCCCCCAUCCUAGAUAGUAUUUCGGCAGCCUCUUAUUGUGGUAUGGCUGUCGAACCGCUCGAGUCGUUAGUCCGCAAAUUUUGGGAGAUGGAGGAGGUGAACGUCCCACCCAUAGCUAGUUCAGAUGACAGGAUAUGCGAGGAAAUUUACGUCCGCACGAUCGUUCGUGAUCGCGACGGUAGAUAUAGUGUAGCGCUACCCUUUAAGGGAGAUGUUUUAUCUCUCGGCGAUUCGCGUCAAAUGGCGGAAAAACGUUUCUACAGCUUGGAGCGUAGGAUGCUCGCUUCGCCCCAGUUAAAGGAAGCUUACGACGGCGUCAUUAACGAAUAUAUAAGAGAAGGUUACAUAUCACUUGUGGCUUCGAAAUUAGAUAACUACGAAGACACACCGUCGUAUUUUAUACCACACCACGGAGUCAUUAGAGAGGACAAACUUACAUCUAAAUUACGUGUAGUGCUCGACGCUAGUGCUAAAACUAGCACUCACCUGUCGCUUAACGAUAUCCUCUAUAGUGGGCAAAAUUUACAGGGCAGUUUAUUUGAUAUAAUAGUCAAUUUUCGUUUGUUUAGUAUAGCACUAUCCGCCGAUAUUCGCCAAAUGUUUCUUUGCAUAGGGGUCCGUGAAUGCGACCGUAGAUUCCAGCGCAUUUUAUAUCGUUUCCACCCAAAGGAACCUCUAAUGGUGUUAGAAUUUAACCGCGUUUGUUUUGGUUUAAAGUCGAGCCCAUUUCAUGCGUUACGCACGGUGAGACAGCUCGCUCACGAUGAAGGUCCCUCUUAUCCUAAAGCUAAGAGGGCAAUUGAGAGCGGAUUAUAUAUGGAUGAUUUUGUGUAUUCGGUCGAUAGCGUGGAGGAGGCCACCCUAACCACCGCCGAGGUUAUAAGGCUCAUGAAAUCGGGUCAAUUCGAUCUUGUGAAGUGGACUAGUAAUUCGCGUCCGGUUUUAGAUACAAUCCCACUAUCACACCGUCUUUCGGCGAUAAAGGAAUUCGACGAUUCCGAUACACACAAGGUGCUCGGUCUGUGUUGGUCACCAGAGUCCGACGUGUUUAGCCUUAAGGUAAAUCCGCCCGUAGAGAAAUGCACAAAGCGCACAAUACUGUCAUGCGUUGCUAGAUUAUGGGACGUCAUGGGUUUCGUAGCUCCGGUGGUAUUAUACGCUAAGCUUUUGAUUAAACAACUUUGGUUAUUUGAAUGCGAUUGGGAUGACUCGCCGCCUGACAGCAUUGUUCGAUUGUGGCAGCGCUUUAGAGAGGAACUUCCUUUACUAAGAGAAAUUAAAAUACCGCGUCAUAUAAAUGUCGAUAGAAAUAGCAGCAUAACGGUUGUUGGAUUUGCAGACGCCAGCGAGAAGGCUUACGGGGGGCGUUGUAUAUUUCCAUGUCCAGAAUAA